AUGACAAAAAGGAAAGUUCAGGAAACACUUGCAAAGAAAAAAAACCCUUUACCUGAACAAACUGAAGACAAUUUACAAAUACAAAUAGAAGCCCUAGAACAAACUCCACAGAAAGUUGUGGCUGAAGUAGAAGAACAAAAUACAUUAACUGAAGCAUUACGGGACAGAGUAAAAGAAAAGCUGAAAACUGUCAAGGCUGCGCAGGAAAAAGAUUUUUAUUACAAACAAAAUUCUUCCGCCAAAGGAUUUCAGAACAAACAAGAAGUAAAUGCUGAGAAUGAAGUACCCUUAGAUGAGGGUUUUGAAUUUUUUACAUCAACUUUUGAAGACCACUUCAAGAUGAAAGAACUUGAUAAAAAUGUUGGACAGAAAUCAACAAUUGGCUGUCUUCAAAACAUCUGUGACUUAAAUGAACAAACUCCACUGCUCAUCCAUGAGAAAGAAAUGUUGACAGAAUUACUUGAAGUAAAAUCUCCUACCUGUAAUUUCAAUAAUGUAGACAAGGAAAAGGGAUGGAACCACCUCUUUUUUCCAAGCACAUCACCAGUUAUACAUAGCUGUAAGCUACCAAUCAAUAUGUUGCCACGACUCCUGGAAGAGGAAGGCUUUUACAUUCCAAGAAAGCCUUAUAUUCCUAGGAAGAUGUACCACAAAAUGGAAAAUCGCCUUCAGCAAGAAGGGGCAAAAGGCUGGUUUGAAGAAAGUGGGGAAAUAAUAUCAUUACCUUCUCCGAUCAAGCAAUCAAGCCAUCCCAUAGUGCCAUUCCCUGUUAAAACUAUCACACAAUUAAAGACAACAUAUAGAAAGGCAAUGCGACCUGAGCUGGAAAAUUGUGCCAUAACCAAGUCUGAUGGCUACUAUAAAAUGUAUCAACUAGAUCUUUACAUAUCAAGUAUUGUCUUCAGUCAUCAUUUUCUUUUUAAUUGUGAGCAAGUGUUGGCAGUUAGGUUGCUUGACAUCUAUGAGUGCUUUCAGAAAAGACAACAGCAAAAUGUUACUAACUUGCUUUCUGAAAAACUCAAAGCCUUAAUAAGUGCUACAAAACUAGCAGAAAGAAAUUUAAAAACAAGUCAGUUGAGCACAAACACUUUAAAGGAUUACAGAUCACAAAUAAGGAAUACUAAAAUAUUAUAUGACAAAGAACAACAACGAGAUAAUUAUUUAAUACAAAGUAUGCUGAAAGUGUGGAAACAGAUGAAGUCUUUACGUAAACAACAAGGCUUUAUCAGUACAACUAUAAAGCUGCAAUUUCAAAGGCAAACAUGUAAUUCUGAAUUGGAUGAAUAUGAGGUCAAAAUAGCAGAAGAUGAUGAAGAAGAGGAUUCUUCGGACUCAACUUGUGCUUCUCAACCUUUAACAGACCUUGGAGAAGGAAAGAAAACAUUUUUCAUUCCACAUCUGACUUUUAUUCCAGAAAUAACAGCAGCAAAAUUGUGCCCACUAGAAGAACGGAAGAGAAGGGAAAAGGUCAA
Python bivittatus (Burmese python) is the source of this 1472-nucleotide messenger RNA. The record is from RefSeq and is a predicted model, not a curated record. Lineage: Eukaryota; Metazoa; Chordata; Lepidosauria; Squamata; Pythonidae.